Pisolithus orientalis is the source of this 3509-nucleotide messenger RNA. RefSeq lists its product as uncharacterized. The transcript is spliced from 10 exons. Lineage: Eukaryota; Fungi; Basidiomycota; Agaricomycetes; Boletales; Pisolithaceae. Gene Ontology annotation, molecular function: protein binding. The record is from RefSeq and is a predicted model, not a curated record. The coding region runs from base 1 to 3237 and encodes 1078 amino acids.
AUGAAGGCGACUCUCUGGAACGCAACCACUCAUGAAAAAGUGCGCGAGUUCACGGAACACCAAUGCUUGGUACUCGGAGUCGAUGUCUCGAGCGACGGUACUAAACUUGCCACUGCGGACAACUUCAACGUCCAGAUAAUCAGCAUCCCUUCCGGUGACCGACUCCAUUGGCUCCAACACGAUAGCGUUGUUAGUGUCAAGUUCUCUCCGGACGGCACUCGACUUGCUACUGUCUCGUGGAAACAAGGUUUCCGUGUCUACAGCACUGAUGAUGGCAAUAUCUUGUUCAAUUCAGGUCAAAGCGGUGGCAUCGGCUCUUCGCCCUGUACUCUGUUGGCCUGGUCGCCUGAUGGCCAGCAACUGUUCGUCGCGAACAAAGGCAAAAUCAUCUGUUACGACCUUGCAAAGUCCUCGUCUUCGGAAUGGUCAAUCCAUGAAAACCAAACCCAACCAUCUAUAGCAUCCAACGGCAGAUUCAUCGCAUGCUCCGAAGGUUCAUCGAUCUCGCUAUGGGAUUGCGUGUCCCACAAGCAGAUCGGUAGCAUUAUCACACACACCGCAACGGUUGAAUGCAUCGCUCUCCCAGCGAGCGGACGGUAUCUCGCAUUUGGAAAUGGCAAGAUUAUCACGGUUCACGAUCUCAGAGAUGUCCUUCCCCUUGGGUGUUUCGAGCAUAGUCUUCCGCUCGUAGAAAUGGGCCUCGCGACCUUCCUGUCAUGGACACAGGAUGACCCGACGCAAACCGAGAUACUACUCUCAGAGGAUAUCGCCAGCGCUUCUAGCCCUAGCCACUGCAUGCUGGCGAAUCGCGCACUUAUACGAACACGACUAGAACAUUUGGCACCUGCGAUAGAGGACGCCAAAGAGUCCCUCCGGAUUCGGCGAUCACCUAUCGGCCAUAUCGCGAUGGCCCUUGCCCUCCUUGGCCAGGGCGAUCGGGAGGGUGCGCGAUGCACGUUCGACCUUGCAUUUCAUGAUUGUGAGCUGCAUGACAUCAGAUUUCUCUUACUACUAAAGUCGAUCCUUGUUUUCGAAUCUGGAAAUCAAGAAGAGGGGGUCCUUGCUGUCAUGUACACGAAGAAAAGGAGUUACGGACGUGCGAUAUCAUUGAUGGAGCACGCGAAGAGCCUGGCCCCAAAGGACAAACGAUGUCCUCCGCUAGUGACGAUCUCGCUCAUAUUUGGGUGGAGUUUCAAUGGAGUGGAUAUCACUGCCCAGCAACGUCUAUGUGAGACCCUCUAUGCUGGAGAACGUACAGCCGAAGCCACAGAGAUCCUCCUCAAUAUCAUCCGGACAUCAGACAAGGAGAGAAACCCAAUCGCAGGUUGGAUCUCAGACUUCACCCAAAAAUGUGCUGUCACACUUGAGCAUGCUGGCGACGAUGCGUUCGGAUCCUCAGAGCAUGAUGAGGCAAUAGCACAGUACUCUGCUGUGCUGUCCCUCAGUCCUCAAAGUCCCGCUCGUUUGCUCAUCAAACGGAGCAGAGCUCGAGCUGCGAAAGAGUUGUGGGAGGAUGCACUUCAGGAUGCGAACGAGGCAGUGAAAGCGGAUCCUUCCAGCCCGUGGGGCUACGAGGCCCAGCACGUGGCGCUUCAUGGCGCGAAGCAGUACGACGAAGCGAUUGAAGCUUUCAAGUCCAUGCUACACAGGAUGGAGCAGUCCCAUGACCCCGCAAUCAUCCAACUCCGUAAGACCUACAUUUCACCAUCCGACACGAUUGCGGCAAUCGGUUCUGUCGUCAGCGAGAUCUGUUGUCCCCUUGUCGUCAUUGAUGUUACUACCGGUUACCUUUGCAACGAGACUGAGCGGAUGCAUAUUUUCAAGGCUGAUCCGGGGUUCAAACAACUUGUUUCAUCCAUGACGAAAAAAGUGGACAAGACGCUGAUCCGACCUGUGGUUGAGAGGUUUUUCGGAUAUGUCAUGUUCUCUCACACAUGGCAGGGGAAGGAGCCGUCGUUCCAGGAUGUCAACUUAGUCAACUCUGUGUGGGACCUUCCCGACACGCCCCUGAAUAACAAGUUGCGUGUUUUCUGCCAGGAAACGCGCAGGCUUGGUUACAACUGGGCAUGGUCCGAUACGUGUUGUAUCGACAAGUCCACGAGCCCCAUCCUUAACCAAUCCCUUACGUCCAUGUACAAAUGGUAUGCGAAUUCGGCAGGUCACACUUGUAUUACCUUGCGGGUGUCACGCAUCCAUCCAAGUCCGGGGAUCCUUGCGCGUAGUUUAUGGAUGACGCGAGCUUGGACGUUGCAAGAACUUCUCUCGCCGGAAGUCGUCUUUUUCUAUGACUCCGAGUGGAAACCAUACAUUGGCGAUACUGGCAUGAACCACAAGAAAUCUCCGGAGAUAGUGCAAGAGCUGGCAGACGCUAUCAAGAUUCCCCCCGGAUCCAUUAUCAAGUUCUCUCCAGACAAUCUCGGGGUACGCGAGAAACUUCAUCCUGAUAUCAGGCCUCACUACGGUGAAGGAGCCGACGCUCUCGGACAUCUGCUGGAGGAGAUCGUGGCUCGCACCGGCGAGGUCACCGUGCUUGCGUGGUCAGGGACAUCGUCCUCGUACAACAGCUGUCUCCCGGCUUCCGUUUCCGUCUACAGCCAAAUUCCUUACAUCCCUCCGUCACUCGAAGGGGAAGAAAUGGAAAUUCGCAUCACGAAAUUACGUGACGAGUUGCCGAAGGAAGUUCUCCUAAGCAUCUACAAUCAGAUCAACCUUCUUCCACCCGCGCGUUUUGGUGCCCAACGUCUAUAUCUUCCAUGCAUCAUCUUCCCCGUCAGAAAACUGGAGCUACGCAGAGGCAGUGAGAAGCUGUAUCGUGUCAAGGUAUCAAGGCUUGGAAAAGUGGAGUUCUCGACCGCCGACGAUCUCCCGCUGCACGAGGCACAGACAUUUAUCCUCGUACAUCCGUGGAUUGAUCAUAUCCGAGGUCCCAAUAGUGUGGUUUCCUGGGGAGAUGACCCGGAGUCUGAUACUAACUCUGACGGCGAUUCGGAUAACGGCACUGAAUCGGAUGGAGAUGCGCCGUCUUCGCCAUUACACGCUGUCCCCCCUCAAGUUGAUGGCUAUACUCGAGCACUGCAAGUGAUUGCUCGCCUCGGACAGCCGUUCAACGCGUUGCUUCUUGCACAACAGCCGAAAGGAGGUUACAGGAGGGUCGCCACAGAGAAAGAGAUUGUCGUUUCGGGACUUGGAACUAACAUCACCUUGAGCAUUCGGGUGGGGGUGUUGGAAAUCCUUUGACGUGUGCAUGGGGGAUUUGCUGGUCGUCAAAGCUGGUCCGUCUUUCUUCCUUUAGCGGUCACUUAUGGUGUACUUUUGUGCUGUUUGUUGCCUUUGUCCAUCGUCCUCAUCGUGCUCCUUACGUCGUCACAUCUGCUGUUCAUAUAUGCUACGCGCGGCCCCAUCUGGGCCAACCAAUGCUGCCCGUCAGCCAAUAUACUACUACUCGAUGUAUUCUCUCGAUACUUAUUUCACAACGAUCCCCACAAUUCGCUCUCCAGCCCCGAUCAGGG